CUGUCACUGCGCGCGGCAGCAUCGAUAUUUUCUUCGGAGCUAACAACUUUCAUUUUUAUACUUAACACAAUUUAGUAACUUUCUUUCUGGAGGUCAUUUUACAAAAUUUUAUACUUGAAAAUUGAUCCUUCUUUGUAAAUUCCAUCAUCGACGGUUCCAAGAGGUAGCAAGUUAAAUCAGCCGACUUCUAUUGGGAAAGUGAGAAAUGAUGGACUCGGUAUUUCGUACCCGAUCACUUGGUACCGCAGCUGAGGGUGUCCGCGAUCAGUAUGCGGAUGGAAGAGCUGCUAAAGUAUGGGAAGUGUUCAUAGGCGACACGAAACAGAGGACCCAAAAUUAUCGAGAUUUCUUGGUGGGCUUGUUACGAGAGAAAGGUUGUCACAGAAUUCUAGACGUCGCAUGCGGUACAGGCGUGGACUCUGUGAUGCUUCUCGAAGAAGGUUUCGAGGUGGUCAGCGUCGACGCCUCGGACAAGAUGCUCAAAUAUGCACUGAAGUCUAGAUGGGAACGUCGCAAGGAACCGGCCUUUGAUAACUGGGUAAUUGAAGAGGCAAAUUGGUUGACUCUACCAAAGGACAUUCAUCAUUUGACAGGAGAUGGUUUCGACGCCGUGAUCUGCUUGGGAAAUAGUUUUGCUCAUAUGCCGGAUAGUUUUGGCGAUCAAAGGGAACAGAGGCAAGCGCUGCUGAAUUUUGAGCGUUGCGUGAAACCAGGUGGUUUAUUGUUAAUUGAUCACAGAAAUUAUGAUUAUAUCAUUGAAACUGGCAACAUACCUCCAAAAUGCAUAUAUUACAAUAGCCAACACAUGACAAAUAUUAAAGCAUCGGUGCUGUUCGUCUCAGGGAAGCCAGCGAUCGUCACCCUGGACUACAUGAUUACAUUGGACGAUAACGAGGAAGAACAAAAUGAAGGGAACGUAAGCGAGUUUAGACUCUCUUAUUAUCCACAUCGAUUAAACGUCUUCAGAGACAUGCUGGACGAGGCGUUCCACUAUAGGGCCAAGCAUACCAUUUACGCUGACUUCAAGGCUCUCGAAGAGACGAAGAAUCCUGGUUUCUAUAUUCACGUGAUGGAAAAGCCAGUUUAAAAACGUUUUCUGCAAAAUUCUGAUCGUUUCCGGCGUCAAGAGCGGUUCAUAAUCGGAAUCACUAUUCAAACUUGCAUCUGACGCUUCAUGGGAAAACAAAAUACCACCGCGCAAUCCUUACUUAGUCCACGAUUUACAUUAUAAGUUUCUUCAUUCAUUUGUGCAUUUAUUCAAAAGUUCGUGGAUCAAAGGUCAAGGAUUAAUCUUGGAAUCUAUUGUAGCUUCUUGGGCUUACAUUUUGCAACAUGACUUUAUUUUUAUUGUACUUUUUUAUACCAAUAAAAAA
Messenger RNA from Osmia lignaria (orchard mason bee), 1373 nucleotides. RefSeq names its product Glycine N-methyltransferase (gene Gnmt). NCBI's taxonomy places the organism in Eukaryota, Metazoa, Arthropoda, Insecta, Hymenoptera, Megachilidae. Gene Ontology annotation, cellular component: cytosol. Gene Ontology annotation, molecular function: glycine N-methyltransferase activity; identical protein binding; S-adenosyl-L-methionine binding. Gene Ontology annotation, biological process: protein homotetramerization; regulation of gluconeogenesis; S-adenosylmethionine metabolic process. The record is from RefSeq and is a predicted model, not a curated record.